This is a messenger RNA of Gracilinanus agilis (Agile Gracile Mouse Opossum), 2719 nucleotides long. Its product is annotated as nuclear body protein SP140-like protein. The transcript is spliced from 19 exons. Lineage: Eukaryota; Metazoa; Chordata; Mammalia; Didelphimorphia; Didelphidae. Gene Ontology annotation, biological process: regulation of transcription by RNA polymerase II. Gene Ontology annotation, cellular component: nucleus. Gene Ontology annotation, molecular function: DNA-binding transcription factor activity, RNA polymerase II-specific; DNA binding; protein binding. The coding region runs from base 1 to 2049 and encodes 682 amino acids. The record is from RefSeq and is a predicted model, not a curated record.
AUGGUGUCUAAGAACAAUCUUCUUGAGACCUUUAAAAGGAGUAAAGUGGAAAUAGCCCAGUCGGUAACUGCUGCUUUUCCUUUCCUGGCGAUACUGAGAGAUUACAAUGUCAUUUCUGACGAAAGGUUCCAGCAAGCUGAGGAGUCCCAGCGUUCCAAGCCUUUGUCGGAGGUGAUAUACAACAUCCUCACAGAGCUGGAGAAGGAAUUCAGCCCAGAUACUGUGGAAGUCUUGUUCCACCAAUCCAACUUAAAGGAUUAUGUGCCAUUUGUCCAAAUCCAAAAGCGCUUCAAAGAUGUGUUGCCAGGUGAAUCAUCACCCAAAAUCAAUGACGGGGCUCCAGGCCAGAUGAUCAGCUUGGGUGAGAGAGCAUCUAAUAUCAACACUUCCCAAAGCUCCAACAAAGAUGCCAGCAAAAACAAUGUACCCUUAAAGGUUAGGAGAAGACGGAAACAGAAAGCCCCUCGUAAGCAAGUGGGCUGCGUUAGGAAGAGAGGUCCAAGAAAGAUCCGGGAUCCAAAGAUGAAUUUCCAUCUCCCUGAGCUUCCUGUGACCUGCGGGGAGGCAAAGGGCAUUUUACACAAAGAAAAAUUGAAGGAAGGCUCCUCUAAGAAGUGCAUCGAAAUUGCAGAUGGAACUUGGCUCACCUUAAUGGAGUUUGAAAUCAAAGGUGGCCGUGAACUUUCAAAGAAUUGGAAGAAGAGCAUCUACUGUGGGGGCUACACACUCCACUCCCUCAUCCAGAAAAAAGUUCUACCCAAUCCUCCAAGAAUAUAUGGCAAAAGAAAAAAGAUCCUCUCUGCAGAUGAAAGUGGCAGACAGCCAGAAGCCAAUAAUGGGACACCUACAUGUCAGCCUUCACCUGCUCAGAAUGCAUCUCAACCUGGUCCUAAAAGAAGAUACAUCAGAAAGGAGGUAGCAGGAAAGCCACAUUCGAGCCUGCCCCAGUUACCAGAGAGCAGUCCAGUAGCAGUUUCACUGGCCAACCGACCGAAGUAUCUGGCAAGACUCCAAGCCAGAGACUGUAUUUCUGUGAAAUGCCAAAGGGGCACUGGGAUUUUGUACAAGAAAAGAUUUGCUUCAGUCGAUCGGGGGAAAUGCAUCCUCACAGAGACACAGUGGUGUACCCCGGCCGAGUUCUUGUGCCCAGACACUGAGAUGGAUCUUGUGUCCUGGACCCACAACAUCUUCACUGGCAAACUGUCCCUGCAGAACCUGAUUGAGAACAAGAUUUUGAAACUUCACCCCGACAGCUGCACCUGUACCAUCUGUAAAGGAGACUAUCCCUUCCCAGAGAAUAGUGAUGACUGUUUUGUGUGUGGAGAGGGAGGCUACCUCUUCUGCUGUGACUCAUGCCCCAAAUCUUUCCAUGAGAACUGCCAUAUUCCCACUAUUCCGCAGACUUGGGCAGAGUUCAUUUGCACCUUCUGCAUAAUAAAGAAGAAUAAGGAGAUGAGAGGUCAAAAGAGUAACCCCUCCCAAGCGGAGUCCCAAGUUAUAAUGCAACCGAUGAAAAUUGAGCAGCAGAUGAAAUGUGAGUUUCUUCUCUUGAGAAUGUACUGUAACUUGGAAAGCGUCCCCUUUACCAAAGAUCCAUGCCAGCAAAUUAACAACUAUUCCCAGCGGAUCAAAAACCCCAUGUGGCUGGACCAGGUGAAGGAACGCCUGAGAACCGAGACUUACAACAUAGUAGAGGGGUUUGUCCUGGAUGUACGCCAGAUUUUUAACAACUGCAAGAAAUUUAACAAGAACAACUAUUUUGGUCUUCUGGGAGCAAAGUUGGAGGCAGAGUUCGAGAAGGAUUUCAAAGCAGUCUUUGAUAUUAAGGAAGCAGAUAAAGAGGAAAUGAAUGAGCCUGGAUCCACACCACCAAGACGGAGCAGCAAUAUGAUGCAGCAGAAGACUGUCAGGAAUGAUGAAGUAUGGAGAAUACAAAUGGACACCCCAAGGACUCAAGCCAUGAAAUCCAUAACUUGGGGACAAGUCAAAAUUCAUAUGGCAGAACAAUCCCUAGAGGUGACCAGCCUCCCCAGGAUUGAUCUAUCUUAACUAAGCCACUUCUCAAAAAAACAUUUACCCAAUUUUAUGUUAAGUGAUUAUAUCACCCUUUGUUUUAACCCCAGCCCAAUCCAAAGAGCCCCAUCCAUCGCAUCUGUAACUUAUCAUAUCAUUCCCCUUUCACAAACCCUUUUCUUGUCAUUCUUCUAGUACAUACUCCUGAUCCCUGGUAGUCAGACUCAAAUAUCUAUACUCCACUUCUACUUCAGAUAAUAAAAAAUUGACAUCAAGCAUUUACUUCAGCUUUGUUUGUCUGAUAAGAGAGGAGCAGAUUUAGCGGGCAGAGUCUGAAAAAGCCCCUUGGAGCAAAGCUCUGGGAAGCACAGACCCUCAGAAAAACUGAGGCCAUAGCUCAGCUGAAGUUAAACAUGUAGCUCACUCCUCACCUGAGGUCUCAAACCUGUCCUGCUGUAACUGAAUGUUCCUACAAAAAUCACUGAUGUAUGCAUUCUCUGAGAAUCUGGUUUAGAUGAUUACACAUUAACAUAUUGAUUUAUUAACCUAUAGAAAACUGUUUAGAUUCGAUGAGGUAAGCCAAAUCCAUUGUACCACCUUGUAAAUCAUUGCCUUUUGUUGUGCAUGUGACCUAAGCUCUUGGCUUGUUUCUACACUCUCUAUAAAAUGGAAAACACAAUCAAUAAACUUUACCACUGAUCAGCAA